Molecule: messenger RNA, 4994 nt
Organism: Mytilus californianus (California mussel)
Lineage: Eukaryota; Metazoa; Mollusca; Bivalvia; Mytilida; Mytilidae
Product: calcium-independent phospholipase A2-gamma-like
Exons: 8
Coding region: 132-2117 (661 amino acids)
Biological process (GO): arachidonate metabolic process
Cellular component (GO): membrane
Source: RefSeq, a predicted model, not a curated record
CAUUUCUGGAAACGUGAUAUCAAAGAACUAUUAAUGACGCAUCAUCAAAACAUAAACAAACCAUGUUUAUGUAGACAAGACGUUGAGUCUUUUUCGAAUUCAGACAGUUAGAAAACAAGAUAUAUAACAGCAUGACACAAAUACAGCUUGGAAUGGCUGCUGCUUAUAGGAAUAGCCUUAUAAGGACCAGGUUGUUUGAUAGUCAAGGAUGUUCAUCUCAGAAGUGGAUUCAUACUACAGACAGUAGAGAAUCUUCUAAUCUCCAGACUAUCAAGAGAAAUUACUCUGGUAGUGAUGGAGAUGGAGGUACCAAUAGCAAGGGAGAUAACUCACAUCCUGUAACAAAAAUCAAAAACAAUGUCAGCUGGAUGAUGAAUAACAUCAAAGUUCCACAGAUAACGAUUCCUGAUUGGAGGAAAUUUGCACCAGAAGAAAUGAAUUUUACAGAAAGUGUCAGAAAAAAUAAAGAUAAAAUUGUAGACAGUUUAGUUCUUAAAAAACAACAGUUUAAAAAGUUGCAAAUGGCAAAGAAACAGAAGUCAGAUGAAACAAAAUCAAGCUCACCUCCUGAGACAAAAUCUUGUGCUUUUUCUUCUCAUAUCCAAGAACACAAUGAUAGCAUUGUAUCAUUCUAUGACACUUCAAGUUUACAUGUUGAGAGUCAGGCUGCCAUAAAAGUAAAAGUCAAUGAAGAAGUUAUUCCUUCAGAUACAAAAGCUGACAGUAAAGUUGACGAAGCAUGGCUAUCGAGAAUGGUAGGUCUGGCUUUCUUUUCAAGUGCACCAGUUAGUGAGGCACAACAAGACAGUAAACCAGUGGUGAGAAAAGAUUUUGUGUCCAAAGCUUCAAUAGAUAGCAGAACAAAAGCAUUGGUACAUAAUCUAAAACAGGCUUCAUCACAAGUAUCAAAGCUGAAGAGGACCGAGGACUUGUGUUCACAUCUCAUUCAGUUUCCUGAUUCCAGAACAAUUGCCAUGAAGGAAAAAUGUUUACCUACCUUAUUAAGACUGCACAAGACAAAACACAGACAACUGAAAGCUGAGGUCUCACAGGCCCUGUCUCUGGUUGGUUAUGUUCACCCUCCUAAAGGAAAAGGUGUCAGAGUUCUCUCUAUUGAUGGUGGUGGUACAAGAGGGGUCAUAGCAAUACAAACAUUAAAGAUGAUCCAGGAACAGUGUAAGACAGAUAUAACCAAGUGUUUUGACUAUGUGUGUGGAACUAGUCAGGGAGCCAUUCUGGCUUGUCUUAUAUUUUUGUUAAAAGUGCCUCUAGCUGAUGCUGAAGAACGUUACAUGGAAUUCAGUCAGAUGUUCAACAGAAAUGCAGUACUAGGCACAGGCAAACUGGUUUGGGAUCAUGCUUUUUAUGACACUGAUUUGUGGGAAAAGAUCCUUAAGAUGAAUUUCUCUGAAGAUAAGACAAUGGCUGACUGUGCUAAAGAUGAUACCUGUCCAAAGGUAUCAGCCAUAUCCUGUCUAUUAAAUGUUCCUAAGAUGAAGAGUUUUAUGUUCCGUACCUACAACCUUCCACCUGGAGUGUUUUCCCAUUAUCCUGGUAAUUGUAAACAUAAAGUAUGGGAAGCCAUUAGAGCCUCUUCCGCUGCUCCUGUUUACUUGAAAGAAUUUGUACUUGGAGACUUUAUACAUCAGGAUGGUGGAUUAAUGGCCAACAAUCCAGCUGCUAUUGCCGUGUCAGAAUGUAAGCUGUUAUGGCCUGAUGAGGCAAUUCAGUGUGUUAUUUCCCUUGGAAAUGGACGUUUUGAACCCAAUUUAGAAAUCACACCAAGUAAAAAUGCUGUAAAAGAAAAAGUAGCCAAAAUAAUAGAUGCAGCUACAAACACAGAAGUUGUCCACACAAUUCUCCAAGACUUAUUGCCAACAUCAACAUACUUUCGUUUUAAUCCCUACAUGUCAGAAGACAUCCGAUUGGAUGAGAAAAGAACAGAGAAACUUAUACAAAUGCAACAAGACACUGAAAUGUAUUUACGUAAAAAUGAAUUUAAACUUAAAUGUGCUACUGAUCAAUUACUGAAACAAAGACAGCCACACCAACAAGCAUUAGAUUACAUCAAACUGAAAGCAGAUUCCUCUUUUCUAGCUGAUUCUAAUAUAUUAUAAGAAACAAAAAUUAUAAAGCAUUAUCUGUGAUAAACUAGUCAAAAUGAUGUUUGGAUGUACUUUUAAUUUAUGAUAAAGUACAAAUGAAGUAAGUUACAAAAAGAACCCUUUGUAUUUAAGUUUGUUGUGAACGACAUAUAUUUCACUCUGUUCUCUAAAAUUAAAAGUUUAUGUAUGAUUAAAAAGAUUGAAAUGUAAAAGAACAUACCUGUUUUUAAUGGAAUGCAUUUAUUAAGUUUUUUUCUUCUUUCUUAAAACUUGUGGUGUUUUAUUUUUUUCAUUGUUUAACUUGUGACAAUAAUUUGAGACAGUACACAUUAACUAUUUAAACAUUAAUGAAUCUUAAGAAAAUGGUGUUGAGAACAAAGUCAUUGUAUAUUUAAAGUAUAUUUAUUCCAGUUUUAAUGGGAUGUAAUAGAAAUAUAGGUCAUAGUACAGUUGUGAUAUUUUAUUCCAGUUUUAUGGGAUCAAAAGGCUGAUUUUUUAUGUUAUGAUUCAGUUAAGAAUUAAGUACCAAUUUAUCUAGAUGUAUUUUAUACAAAAUGAAAAACAUUAAGAUAUCUUUUCUCUUAUUAAUGAAUUCAGUUGGUAUAAAAUCUGUACUUCUUAUUCCCAAUACUCUUUCAGGUUGUAUGACACAAUUUCAGUGUACCAUGGCCUGUCAGGUGAAUUUUUAGUUAUUGAGCAUAGUCCAAAUUGUGAUUGAAUUAAGUGCUUUUUGUAUAAUAUUUUUGUUCUUUUAUUUAUUAUAUUAUAUAUCAUGUACAUGUUAAGAUUUGGUCUUGUUUAUGUUACUUUAUGGUAUUAUGUAAUUUUUUUCUGAUUAAGGCAUUACUAUUUCUCAGUAGGGAAACACAUUUCAUUAUAAAUUUUACUAAAACUGCAACAUUUUUUGGUUUUAGUUAUCUUAUUCAGCUUUAUUAAACACUUUGAAAACAAGAGAACUAGUGACCUCUAAUGAAAAUUAAUACAAAGAAUUGAGACAUGAUAGUGAUUAAUUCUUACUUUUGGCAAAAAAUGACAUUUAUAAAAUAUUUUCAAAUGUACACAGUACAACUAUAUUUAUAGAAUAUUUUCGACAUGUAUAGAUUGCUGCUUCAGUAUUUCAUCUCCUCAUAAAUGUUUCAUGAUUCCAUUGCCUAUGCUACUGGUGGUUGUAAUUCAUGCUGAUUGGUAAAGGAUAUUAUAUUAAAUUUUUCUUUUUUUAAUUGGGUUUUGGGUUAUCCAUGGAAGCUUGCCUUUUUUGCAGUAAAGAUGUUUGCUUCAUUGUCAGCAAUAGAUUAUUUAAGGUACAGAAUUAUCCUUGAUUGCAGCUUAGCAUCCAUUUCAUUAAAACCAUAACACUUUAUUGAUAAUUACACACAGACACAUAGAACUGUUAUUAAAUUUGAGGUCAAAAUAUGAAUCAUCUACAAUAAAAGAUAAAAAGAGCAUGAAGUAAUGAUUUGUAUUACUCUAUUUAAUAAUAUCAGCAGAACAAACUAGCAAUUUCUCUAAUUUAAAAAUACUGACAGUCCUUUGUAGACACCUUCAAUUUUUAACAGAGAGAUAUGUAUUUGUCCAAUUCUGAAAAAAACUGGAGAUAUUACUAUGUAGAAGAAACAUUAUGAAUUGAUAAUCGUUUGUUUUACAUUGUUUGUUGUUUUAUUUAAUGUUGUCUGAGUACUAUGCAGCAUUUGAUUUAAAAAAAUGCUUAUUUACAAAAUGGCAUGAUUUCAUUUAAAAAUACUAUGCAAAUAAAACAAGGGUUUUAUAGUUUUGUACAAACUUGGACAUUAUUCAUUUUAAAUACACAAUCUGUAAAUGAUGUGUUUAUUUGUCUAGUCUUCUUUGUGUAGUGCUGUUUUUUUGUGAUCAUUCAUUUAAUCAAAUCAGUACUUUACCAUGUAUGACAGUAACUGAUAUAAAGUGAUAUAUAUAUUACAAUUAAUAAAUUAUCUCUCCUUUCCUUUCCUUCUUAAAAUCAGUCUUGAAGAUACAUUUUUAGUACAUUAUUUUUAUCAUACCAAGGAUAGUGUUUAUAAUUUUAUGAUUACUUAAUUUUUCUUUGGAGAUAAAACAAUACUUUCACAGAAUAGUAAGCAAUGUUUGUGUGCACUGAUGAAUAGCAAGCAUAAUUGUGUAAGACCUGUGAUAUAUAAGAAUGCAUAAAAUUUCACCAUUCUUCUGUAAAAUUUAGAAUUUUUUGAAAAAUGUUUUGUGAUUUUCAUUACUUUAAUAAUAUUUGACUGUAACAGCAGUUUCUCUUCAUUCUGUGUGUAUUUUCUGUUCUGACCAGUUUAGAUACAUUUUGAUAAACUGCAUGUUGAUUAAAUCUCUCUGCUGUAAAGCCUGCCAUUCAGAGCAUUGCACUCAGCAUUUGGCAUGAAAUCAUUAGAGUAACAAAUUCUACCUCUUUACCCCAUUCACUACAUUUAUCCACUCUCGAUAUUGAAAUUUUCAAAUUUUUUUUUAAAUGUUCAGUAGACCUUAAAUUUUAGUUUAAUAAAGCGAAUAAAUAUCAUAAUCAACAGGGUUGUGUGUUAGAUUAUAUAUAUUUAUACACUGGAAGUUGAUAUACAAUCUUUUAAAAGCAGUUGAUGUUAGAUAGGUCAGUUAUUUAUCACGUUGUUUUACUUGAUUUUCAUAGAAUUCAUUUUAAUCUGAUUAAAAAUUCCUGUAUUGAAGACAGAUUUUUUUUAUGAGUUUUUUUCAUUGCUGCUUAUUUAAAAUAUAAGAGAAAAUGUAUUAUAAACAAUGUUGUAAAGAACAGCUGGCAUGAAAUAGAUUCCUCAAAUGGUAUUAACUUAUUUUUUCCUGUUUUUUAUAAAAUUAAUUGUUACUUAAUAUACUUAUACUUGUUUAUUGUUUGUGAAUAAAUGUGGACCUGUGAAUAAA